Achroia grisella is the source of this 1248-nucleotide messenger RNA. RefSeq names its product gastrula zinc finger protein XlCGF8.2DB-like. Gene Ontology annotation, biological process: regulation of transcription by RNA polymerase II. Gene Ontology annotation, molecular function: RNA polymerase II transcription regulatory region sequence-specific DNA binding; DNA-binding transcription factor activity, RNA polymerase II-specific. Gene Ontology annotation, cellular component: nucleus. NCBI's taxonomy places the organism in Eukaryota, Metazoa, Arthropoda, Insecta, Lepidoptera, Pyralidae. The record is from RefSeq and is a predicted model, not a curated record. The coding region runs from base 228 to 1217 and encodes 329 amino acids. The transcript has 7 exons.
CAAGCAUUCCUGCAUUAUCAUAUUAUAAUAAAAUGCCUAAAUGGAUCUAAAAUAAAAAAAUAUAUAUUUGUUUCAUAAUAUACAAAUAUUAUUAAUAUUUUCUUAGUUCUGUUUUUAGGUAAUCAAAAAUAAGAGUCCGUAUUAAUAAACGAAGUAUUAUUCCUAUUUUCUGUGAUUGUAUUAUAUCUAUAGGUCGUUGGAAUCAAAAUUGGCAUGAACUCAUAAAAAUGGAGAAUCAACCUAAGAAACUUCAUCACUGCACGCAUGAUGGGUGCAAGGCAGUGUUUAAUAGACCAUAUCGACUUGUACAACAUUUACUCGUUCAUAACAACAUAAGAAUUUAUGUGUGUGAGGAAAGCAAUUGUUCUAAGUCAUAUACCAGUAGAAGCCAUUUAGACCGUCAUAUAAAUAAUGUGCAUAAAAAUCCUGAAAAGGAUAUGCUGUACAGUUGUCCAACAUGUUUUAAGAGUUAUGCAAACCGCCAGAAUUUGAAGAGACAUAUAAAGAUACACCACAAAUUGAAGGUGCCAUUUACUUGCGAUGUUUGCAAAGCAGAAUUUAAAAAGAAAAACCAGUUAAGCGCUCAUAUGUACGUACAUACUGGCUUGAAAUCAUUUAGGUGUGAUGUGUGUUCUAAAGAAUUUGUAAGUCUCUAUGAGAAAAAAAAGCAUUCUAGACGACACAAAACUUAUGAAUGUACCAAAUGUCAUGUCCAGUUUGAUACUUGGUCUAAGUAUCAGAAACACAAUAAAAUCGAUCAUGCUACUAAAGAAUUUAUUUGUAAUGAAUGUGGCAGAAGUUUUAAGCAAAGGGGUCACAUAGUGCGCCAUGUCAAGAUUCAUUCAAAAACAACAUUAGAGCCCAAAAAACAUGUAUGUCCUUAUGAAAAUUGUCAGAGGUGGUAUACAAGAAAUAGUAAUUUGAAGCAGCAUAUUUUAAUAAAACAUUUGAGAGUUACCCACAAAUGUGACAUCUGCCAAGCUCAGUUAUCAACUAAGGCAAAAUUAGAUUACCAUAUUAAACUUCAUGACCAACCUCCAAAAGUGAGACAACCAAAAACGAAAGCUACAGGACGCAAAGAGAGAAAAGACAAAGGCAUUCCAAAAGGAUCAACAGCUUUGAAAUUAGCUGGAAUAUCGGAAAAUCCAACAAAUGAGGAAAAUACUAGUUCAAUGUUACUUGAAAUGUCUGCUGGGGUUGAAUGUGUUUAUGGUUAGCAAUAAAAUAUAAAAACGUUAUUUUCGUUUA